Molecule: messenger RNA, 594 nt
Organism: Diaporthe citri
Lineage: Eukaryota; Fungi; Ascomycota; Sordariomycetes; Diaporthales; Diaporthaceae
Exons: 1
Coding region: 1-594 (197 amino acids)
Source: RefSeq, a predicted model, not a curated record
AUGCCUGCCCUAUCGAAGCUCACCGCACGGAACCCGCUCGCCAUGCGCGACGGCCUCACAGAGGACGAUGACGGCAACACCAACGUCAUCAACCUCUUGAUUAUCAUCCUGGCUGUCGUGGUCGUCUUCGGCCUGCUCCUCGGCGGAGUCCUGUUCGUUCUCCGACGAAUGCGAAACAAGCAGCAGAGAGUGCGCAAGGACUCCCUACCCCAGUACAACGACGUCGUGCAAGACGCGAAGCGCAACAGUAACCACCGCCGUCUGACCAUCGAGACCAGAAACGGCCAUUCUAGUGUGCUGGUCUUCAACAAGGACGGCCAGCCGAUGCUGUCAAACCCCAGCCAGCCCCCUCACUCGCCCGACAACGUCCCCGAGAUUCACAUCACCUUCCCUGAGGAGGAGGACGACAGCGGCCGUCGCAAGAGUGGUCGCGUCCUCGUCGUGCGCGUUGGCGAUAAUGCUACCGUCGGCAUGGAGCCUCUGGAUGAGGAGCAGCUCCCCGCCUACGAGAAGGAGAGCAAACACCAGUUCUAUUCCAUUGACAUGGACGACAUUGGAGGCCUGAGGGAGAAGCAGCGCGAGGACUACCACUAG